Rhipicephalus microplus (southern cattle tick) is the source of this 1533-nucleotide messenger RNA. Its product is annotated as neuroligin-1-like. NCBI's taxonomy places the organism in Eukaryota, Metazoa, Arthropoda, Arachnida, Ixodida, Ixodidae. The record is from RefSeq and is a predicted model, not a curated record.
AUGGUGGGUUGCGCCAGUUUAACAAGGGUCAACCAGCCAACCAAUGAUUUGAACAGCAUGCAGGAAGACCUGCCGACUUCGUGCGAUCUGUCGCCGCUGUACGAACCCAGUGAGCACAUGACGCCAUUCUGCAACGCACACGACGGUGCCAGCGCAGCGUCGAGAAAGCGGAGCACUUCGGCUUGCAGGCAUUCGACGGCGGCGCCCGUUCGGCACAGCCCGUCGGGCUCGGCCGCCCACUUAGACAGCUCCCCACCUUUGCCCGAAAGCUCUUCCCCUCUGCCAAGUGCCUCUUCGGUGAUGGCUGCCCCCUUGUCGACGAUGCCCGUGCGAAAGCCGCUCAUCGGCGACAGUAGCUGCCUAUCGUACGACUUCGCGUGCAGCUGUUCUAUACCGGAGAACCGAGCGACCAACAAGGCGCCUCCACAGCCCGCUGCUCCCUCUGGCACUAACUCGCACGCCUGCAAGCUGGCGAUAUUCAUCGGCUGCCUGAUCCUGCUGUCCCUCGCCAUAUCGCAGUUUUUAGUGACACGUCAAGGCAACUACGCGUUCUCGCUGACAUCCAAGUUCGGUCACGUUCAAGGCGACCAAAUAUUUGUGCACGGUGGGCAGCCGGUCAUUCGCUACCUUGGAAUUCCUUUCGCCGUGCCACCGGUGGGCAAAUUGCGUUUCCAACCGUCCCAGGUGACCGAGCCUCUAGGUGCGCACCUGAACAAUGCCUGGCCCAAGCGGAUUAAUUUCGUCGAGCGAGCCCUCCCCUGCCCUCAAGACAGCACGAUUGCCCCGAGCUGGAUGCAGAUUGAUCUCGAGAGGACAUCUGAAGAUUGCCUAUACUUGAGCCUGUGGACUCCGGACAUGCAGUGCCUGUUCCAGGGUCGGGACUGUGGAACUCGCCCCGUCAUCGUGUUCUUUCACGGAGGAGAUUUUAGCCAUGGUGGAAACAGGGUGUACGACGGUGCCGUGCUGUCGUCCAAGGCAGACGCCGUGGUUGCCAUACCCAAUUACAGGCUCGGUCUGUUAGGUCAUUCCACGGGGAAUGAGUCCGAGCUCCUGUUCCUGGGUUUGGGCGACCAGCUCACUGCCGUCCGCUGGCUGAGAGAGAACGUGGGCUUUUUCGGCGGCAACGCGUCUCGCAUGGUUCUCGCAGGACAUGGCGCAGGAGCCGCGUCUGUUGGCCACUGGAUACUCGGCACUCAGCCCGAAAUCGCGGACGUGCAGCGCUUCGUCAUGAUUAGCGGAAGCCCUUACGCCCGGUACAUGAAAAACGCCGAUGUGACUACGAAGAACAUGCGUAUUCUGGCCCGCCGUGUCCAGUGCGAGAGCUUCGACGAGGUCAGUUCCGUGGAGGAGAUUCUGCCGUGUCUAAGAAGGUUUCCGUCCUCGGUGCUCGUACCCCGGCUGAGGGGGCUCAACGGACGCCUCGAGGAUCCUUACACAAGCAUGGACGAUAUCCCUGCUGCGAACGAGUCGCAAAUCAACAGACCACGCGGGUCGCUUCUCUUGGGAACCACUUCCGACGAGGUUCCCACUUAG